AUGGCCAGCGCUGCUGCUGCCGAGGACCAGAAAGAAGAAGCAGCAGCAGAAGAGAAGGCAGAGCCUGCUGCCAUGGAGCUUGAAGAUGAGAAUUUCCAAGCUCAACCCAAGCCAAAAGGCAAAGCUAAACCAAAGAAGAAGGCUGCUGCAAAGGCGAAUGCCAAGACUCGUCAUGGGCCUACCACAAGCUGCAUAUGCCCGAUGUGCCCUUUUCCGAAAUAUCCGGGCAGCCGGUUCUGUUCAGUGGGGGACCACAAGAAGGCUUAUGACAAUAUGAUGUACCAGAGAAGAAGCAGGAAAGAUAUUUCGGAAGAGGCAAAGAAGGCUUAUGACGAGAGCAUGCGCGAUGACGGUCAGGCUGGUCGCGCUGUUUUGGCCUUUGCCAGGGACAACCCUCCUGAGAUGCGCAAGAAGGGACUUGUGGACUUCGCCAGGUUUGAGCGUGUUCGUGGGCAAAGGAUCGCUAGCAGAACUUCUGCUGGAGACGUGCCUAUGACAGAGAAAGCCUUUUACAAGCACGUUGAAAAUGUCCUUGGUUUGGAUGAGAAGGAGGCGUCAGAGCUUUGGGAAGAAUACCAGCAGGAUCGCUCUGUUGAGCGAGACAACAACGGCUUUCGAGGGGCAGAGCGUUUGUGGAUCCCAGCGCAUGAGCUCAAGUCCAAAGACAGGGAGCACUACAGUGACAGUCGGGCAGUGGAGGGCUCCGACAACAUCAGGGAGUCCCCGCUGGGAAGCCCACGUGAUUCCGAGGAGGCGCGGCAGAAGCCGAUCAAUUUGAGUCGCGAAGGACCUGUGCUCCACCGACAAGUUGACAGUCAGGUCCAGCGGUUGAAGGCUGAUCUCAAGAAAGCUUUGACAGUGGCAGCAGUUUCCAGGGAUGCCUACCGUGAACAUCCAAACCACCUAAAGUCGGGACGGCGCUUGUUGGGUGACAUGUCCGAGCUCUUCUUGCUUGUGCCUGAUGCAUCGUGUGACGGUGCCUUGUCGAAGGAGCAGGAUGGUCAUGAGGACAAGACUGACGCAGGAGUUUCCACAGCUCCCGUGUUGACGGGAAUCCCUGUUCCUAACACCGAUAUUGAAGCGAGGAAGGCAGUUUCUUUUGAGCAGUUCUUGGAAGAGCCCAGAACCAAGACGCACAAGUUCUGGGAAGGCGAUUUGGGGGUCAUUUUCUGCUUGGACGAUAGUGUGCAGUUGAAAGAAGAGAUCUUGGAUUGCAAAGAGCCGGCUCCUUUCCUCCGGCUGAAAGACAAAUGGCAGAAGUGUGAGAAGGCUUGCGCUCAGGUUGUGAAGGGCAUCAAGCAAUCGGCAGAUGAUUUGGCAAAGCGCCUUAAGGUGAAGGUGUCAGAGGAGAAGCGGGAGCAGAAAAGGAAACAAGAGCAAGAGGCAAAGGACCAGUUGCAGAAAGUGCGCGCAGAGGCAAAGGCUGCAGCGGAUGCAAUCAAGAAAAGAAGACUCAGCCAGGAUUCCCAAUGUCCGCCGCUUUUCACAACCUCUUUGGAUGCAACCAAAGCAAAAGAGGUGCAGGAAAUCAAGGAUCCUGCAGCAGUCAUGGCUGAGUGGGGCGCUGACUUUCCUUGGUUCAAGACAGGGGGCGAGGAGGUUGAGUUGAACAUGGGCAGCAACCCGAUGUCCAAGACCCUUGCGAAUUGGGGUGGGCAAUACAAGCGCAGCUUGGCCAACCUCAAGCUUGACGUUGUGACGUUCCCGCUGGAGGAGAAGACCGGUUCCACACAAGUGAACACCUUGUUCGAGAGCGUGCUUCCCUCCACCUUCAGGCCGGAUAUCUCAUCUGUUGCAGGUGGACAAAGCUUCAUGGACGCAGCUUGGCUUUUUGGAUGCAGCGCAGACUUGAAAAGCGUGGGCUUCAACCCCAACGGAGCAGGCUUGCAGAAGGUGCUUGCUGUGGGAGAGGUUCAGCAUAUCUUGCUGGAGUGGGCGGGUGUGAAGAAAUUCUUGGAGAAGAUUGAAAAGGACAAGUCAGGUGAGCGCAAGUCUUCACGGGAAGAUCUGUUGGGCCAGCUCAAGUGCCUCACAGAAGAACAAGUGAAACAACUUUGUGAGGACACUGUGGUGCGGCAGCACACCUUGAAGGCCAAAGAGAUCCUGUUCAUCCCGAUGGGCUGGGUCGCUGUGGAGAUCGCUGGCAACCACCCCUUUUUGUACGGCUUCCGCAAGAGCGUCUUCACGACAGGCGCUACUGGGGUCGCUGCUUAUGAGGACGCCUUGGAAGCAGCCAAGGCAAGUGGAAAGGCAGUGGAUCGCAUGAGCAAGAUCUUGGAAACGCUCAAGGUCAAGAAGUGA
Molecule: messenger RNA, 2301 nt
Organism: Durusdinium trenchii
Lineage: Eukaryota; Dinophyceae; Suessiales; Symbiodiniaceae
Source: the annotation of a GenBank genome assembly